AUGAAGAUCUUUUAUAUCGGUAUUCUGCGAAUCGAUCAACAAGGAGGUGCCCAUGAGGCCCUAGAACUGGCCUCUGUACGCGAAAUGUCCAGUUUCUCGUUCUUUGAGCGAUCAAGCGUUUCACAAUUUAUGACAUUCUUUGCAAAUACAGUUGCUGCUCGUACAAGUCCUGGACAACGUCAGAGCAUUGAAGAAGGUGAAAACUACGUGGGACAUGUUUAUGCACGCUCAGAAGGCGUUGCAGCCGUGAUUAUUUCCGACAAAGAGUACCCGGUCCGGGUUGCAUUUUCUCUGCUUAAUAAGAUUUUGGAAGAAUACCUGGUCAAGUACCCGGCAAGUGUGAUUGCAGGUGCCACAACUGCAAAUGCGCCGACUACAAAGUUUCUCGAGCUGGAUACGUACCUGGCCAAGUACCAGGACCCGCAAAAUGCAGACACUAUUAUGAGGGUGCAACAGGAGUUGGAUGAGACCAAGAUUGUGCUACAUAAGACUAUUGAAUCUGUCCUAGAUCGUGGUGAGAAACUGGACUCUUUGGUGGACAAGUCGGAGGCUCUAAGUGCAUCGUCGAGGAUGUUUUACAAGCAGGCCAAAAAGACAAACUCCUGCUGUGUCAUUUGUUAA
Messenger RNA from Magnusiomyces paraingens, 621 nucleotides. RefSeq lists its product as uncharacterized. Gene Ontology annotation, molecular function: SNAP receptor activity. The transcript has 2 exons. The record is from RefSeq and is a predicted model, not a curated record. Bases 1 to 621 code for a protein of 206 amino acids. Gene Ontology annotation, cellular component: Golgi apparatus; membrane. Lineage: Eukaryota; Fungi; Ascomycota; Dipodascomycetes; Dipodascales; Dipodascaceae. Gene Ontology annotation, biological process: endoplasmic reticulum to Golgi vesicle-mediated transport.